UGCGACAUCGGUCUUGCUUUUCUUCCUUGGCAUUAUCUGAAAUGCAACCACAGCUGGUAUUUACCAUAGAAACCCCCUUUGGCAGAUUUAACAUCUUGCCCAAGAAACAGAGAUCCUCCGAUUUCGACAAAACACAGCGAUAGAUCUUCAUCUGUACAUGGCCUCAAUGGCUGGGCCAUAGCCUUUCCAUCAUGCGAUUUCCUCACCAUAGCCUUUCGACCUGCUUCAGACGAUGCUUAACCGUUCAACCUAAUGGCCUAGACGGUGUCGUACGCCAAUCCAGCCUCUCACAAUGUUUUCGCCAACAAACCCCCUCACCGCUGCAGCGUCAGCGCGGGUUCUCGACCUGCAGUUUUGCGCGACAGCAACAGCAACAACAACGGGGACCGGCUGAAUCUCUAGCCGGAGACCCUGACAGGACACAACAUCACUCUGGCGGAAACAAGAAGGCAACCAACAAACGCACCAAGGGCCGUGGUAAGAAUCCGCUUCGGGCCAUUGCCAUCAAGGCCCAGAAGCAACCCCCAACGAGCACACGAUAUGUCGGCAAGAGUCACGCGUCCUCGGACGAACCUGCGCUCUCCAACACCAGCGAAGAUGCCAGCGCGUCGCUCGUCACAGCCGUCUGUGUGGCCGAAGGCUUCAACAUGGACGGCGUGACGCGCAUCCUCUCGGCACACGGUUACUCGCUCGACCCCGAGGGCACCGGCUUCGAGCCACAGGAAGUGGUACAUGCGCGCGCCAAGGGCCAGGGCGACAUCUUUGUAUUCCCCUCGGGCACCGUGGUAGCCUGGUCGCUGCCGACCGAGGUCGUCGAGUCGCUGGCCGCCGAGACGCUCCUCCCAGCCGCCCAGGAACCGCACGUUGCCAGCCUCGAGACGGAAGACCUAUACUUUGUCACAGACCCUGACCGAGAGGUCAGCGCCGUCAAGGGCGACGAUACGGUGGUGCUGGGCACGCGGCGAGAGCUGCGUGAUGGAGACCGGUUGGACACGACGCUGGCACAGAUUGCUUUCUCGUCGGGUCUGGCGCAGAGCACCAAGCUCGCCGUGCUCGAGGCGUGUCUGACCGACUACUUCAAGUCGAUGCGGCGUCUGCCCGAGAACCUGUCGCGGGGGUCUGAUCUCCGCCUGAAUAAUCGCCGCUUCAUCCUGCAAAAGACAGGCGAGCUGCUUAGUCUGCGCGCGCAGCUCAAUCACUACUCGGAGCUCACCGACUCUCUACCGGACAUUUUCUGGGAGAACCGAGGGUCGGAUGAGCUGAAUCUCGAAAGCUACUUUGACCAGGUUGGCAAGUCGCUAGACAUUCGUGUCCGUAUCCGCAUUUUGAACGAAAAGAUGGACUACGCUCAAGAAAUGGCCUCUGUACUUCGUGAGAUGGCAGCGCAGAAGCACGGGACACGGCUCGAGUGGAUCAUUAUCAUUCUCAUCGCCGUCGAAGUUAUGUUUGAGUUGCGGCGUGUAUACAUAGAGUCGACAUCCAGUCGACAUCAAGAAGGAUUGGACUGAUGCUGCUUCCACAACAAGAGGGGGCGUGUAAUUUUUUGUGUGCAGUUUCUUGUAUAUGAAUAGUUUUCUUUUGGUUAUAUUGAAAAGAUACCCCUUUCACUUUUAUGCAUAAUAUCUCAACUUCGUUCAUUCUCGCAUAUCACCAACUAACUGGUUUAAGAGAGUCGU
Pyricularia oryzae 70-15 is the source of this 1676-nucleotide messenger RNA. RefSeq names its product YagE family protein. The transcript has a single exon. Bases 192 to 1508 code for a protein of 438 amino acids. The record is from RefSeq and is a predicted model, not a curated record. Gene Ontology annotation, biological process: positive regulation of mitochondrial translation. NCBI's taxonomy places the organism in Eukaryota, Fungi, Ascomycota, Sordariomycetes, Magnaporthales, Pyriculariaceae.